This is a messenger RNA of Telopea speciosissima, 2195 nucleotides long. RefSeq names its product paramyosin-like. The transcript has 5 exons. NCBI's taxonomy places the organism in Eukaryota, Viridiplantae, Streptophyta, Magnoliopsida, Proteales, Proteaceae. The coding region runs from base 58 to 2124 and encodes 688 amino acids. The record is from RefSeq and is a predicted model, not a curated record.
CUUAACGGAAUGGUGGAUGGUUUGAUCGAUCCAGAAAUAGUGAUCAUUUAAUCCAAAAUGGCGAGCGCUGGCGAUGAAGAUGCCGAUGUUGUUCUCAGCGAUGUGGAGGGGGAGGAUUCCGUCCCCGAAGUCCUCAAAAUUCCGUCUCAAGAAGAUAUUUCUGUGGAGAAAUUUAGAGAGAUUCUUGCAGAGCUUGAACGUGAGCGACAAGCUAGGGAGGCUGCGGAGAGUGCCAAAUCCGAGAUGCAGGUGUCUUUUAAUCGCUUGAAAGUGCUUGCUCAUGAGGCGAUAAAGAAGCGUGACGAGAUCACGAAGCUGAGGAAUGAGGCAUUACGGGAAAAGGAAGAAGCGUUGAGAUCGAAUGAGAAGUUAUCAGGGGAACUAGCGGAGGCUCUGAAGCUGAAAGAUGAAAUUUCGAAACACCAGGAGGAUAGGGCUCGGCAGCUUGAUGAAGCUGUGAAAGCAAGGGACUUCUCGCGUUCGGAAAUUGAAGGCACUGCCCAUAUGCUUGUGAGUGGUAUCGAGAAGAUCUCUGGAAAGAUUAGUAACUUCAAGAAUUUUUCUGGGUCUGGGCUUCCUAGAUCUCAGAAGUACAGCGGAUUACGGGCUGUUGCUUAUGGAAUUAUCAAGAGAACAAACGAAAUUGUUGAAGAACUUAUUAGGCAGAUUGACGUGGCAACUAAGUCCAGAAAUGAAGCUCGUGAGCAGAUGGAACAAAGAAAUUAUGAAAUAGCUAUUGAAGUUUCUCAACUUGAAGCCACGAUUAGUGGGUUGAGGGAGGAGGUGGUGAAGAAAGCAUCUAAAGCUGAGAAUCUGGAGAAGUCAAUUGCUGAUAAAGAUGUGAAGAUAUCUGAGAUAGAUAGACAGAUGUCAGAGAAGCUGGACGCGGUGGAGAAGGAGGCAACGGGGUUAAGGGAGCUGGUUAAUGAUUAUGAUCAUAAAUUGAAGAAUUUGGAAUUAAACCUCGAAUCACAAAGGCCCUUACUUGUUGAGCAGUUAAAUUAUAUAUCAAAAAUACAUGACCGAGUAUAUCACGUAAUUAGGGUGGUUGAUGUUAAUAAAUCAGAUCAGUCGGACUUUUCCGAGUCCUUGUUCCUUCCACAAGGUAUGGACAUGGAUGAGAACCUACGCGCUUCUCUGGCCGGUAUGGAAUCUAUCUAUUCACUGGUCAAUAUUGCUGCGCAGAAGGUAAGCGAUGCAAUGGAAGAGAGGACCAGUGAAACGAAAGGUCUAAAUGAGACUCUUGCUCAAUUGGUGAAGGAUAAACAACAGAUUGGAUCCCUACUUAGAAGUGCUUUGUCAAGAAGGAUGUCAUCAGAUUCAUUAUCCAAAACAAAUGAGGUCCUACAUUCCGCCGAAAAUGGUUUCAGAGAGGCAGGGAUAUACUUCAGAUUCAGUAAUCUGCAGCAUGGUGACAAUGAUAAAUCAGGUGCUGUGGAUAUAGAGAAGGAUGAAGUCUUUACUCUGGCUGGCGCUCUGGAGAACAGUGUUAAGGAAUAUCAGCUGGAGAUCAUUGAUCUUCAAAAUUCUGUGGGAGAACUUAGGGCAGAGUUGUGUAUACUUAAGGCCAAUGUGGAGGCUCAAGCCACGGAACUAAGUCAAAGAAAGCAUCGGAUAGAGGAACUUGAAGAGAAGGAAAGAGUAGCCAAUGAAAAUGUUGAAGGGCUUAUGAUGGACAUAGCAGCUGCUGAAGAAGAAAUUUCAAGAUGGAAAGUGGCAGCAGAACAAGAGGCUGCAGCAGGCAGAGCCAUUGAACAAGAGUAUUUGGCACAGUUGUCAGCCGUUAGGCAGGAACUGGAUGAUGCAAAGCAAGCCAUGAUGGAAUCAGAGAAAAAGCUCAAAUUCAAAGAAGAGACUGCUGAAGCAGCCAUGGCUGCAAGAGAUGCCGCUGAUAAGUCUUUGAAGCUUGCAGACUUGAGGGCUUCAAGAUUGAGGGAUAGGAUGGAGGAGCUUUCCCAUCAGCUUGAGGAGUCUGAUAUCCGAGAAGAUUCAAGGAUCCGGAACAGGCCAAGAUAUAUAUGCUGGCCCUGGGAAUGGCUGGGGCUGAACUUUGUAGGAUAUCACCUGUCUGAGACACAACAGCAGAAUUCAAAUGAAAUGGAGCUUUCAGAACCGUUAUUAUAAGUGAAAAGUUGUCCUGUAUAAUUUCUUGUAAUCUUACAAAAUGAAAUAGGAAGUCAAGGAUUGUGCUUGCA